AUGAGUGGCAGCGAAGAAACAGAGGGGGUGUCAGGGAGAGAGCAGCUUGAGGGAGUGCCGCCAGUUGCAGGCGGGAAGAUGUCACUCGACCGAAAAAUUGAGCCCCCAAAGAGUCAGUCGGAAGUUGGGGCAGUUUUGGGGUGGAGGCUGCGGGCGGGGAGAUUUGGAAAAAACACCGGGGCACUUCUAUGGGUCAAUCCGGCAGAAUCCCUAGCGGAGCAACACAAUGGCAGGACAUCCCAGGCCAACUGGGGAGGAUUGUGA
This is a messenger RNA of Aspergillus tubingensis, 264 nucleotides long. RefSeq lists its product as uncharacterized. The transcript has 2 exons. NCBI's taxonomy places the organism in Eukaryota, Fungi, Ascomycota, Eurotiomycetes, Eurotiales, Aspergillaceae. Bases 1 to 264 code for a protein of 87 amino acids. The record is from RefSeq and is a predicted model, not a curated record.